GACUGGGUGAACUUUAAAAUUUGACCUCCGAAGACAGGAGAUCGAUCGAUUUAUUUCUGUGCAGUUCGUCUGCAUUUUCCAGUCUAAUGUGCAACUGUUUUCUUGUCAUUUCUAAUAAUGGCUAAAAACGCAAGAACAAUUGUUAUUGCGAUGGACAAAAGUGAAAAUUCCAUGUAUGCAUUUGAAUAUUUCCAGCAGCAUGUGCAGCAGCCCGGGGAUAAUGUGGUGCUGGUUCACUGUCCGGACUACCAGGGGGUCACACAGUCUCUCUUCAGACAGAUGACUGCCACGUUUGUCUACAGUGAACUGGGGGCAGUGGCCGAGCAGCUAGAGGAAGCUCGGAAAAACGAUAAAAUAUUUCUUGAUGGUCUGGAGGAGAAACUAGCAGCAGGAGAUAUGAAAGGCAAGGUGCUGAGUAUAGCGGGUCAACCGGGUGAGGUGAUCGUGAAGGCAGCGGAGGAUGAGGGGGCUGGUUUGAUUGUCACGGGGUCGCGAGGCCUCAGUGUCAUUCGCAGGACGCUGGUGGGCAGCGUCAGUGACUAUAUACUGCACCACUCCAACAUCCCAGUGCUCGUGUGCAGACUGCCUGUUACUUAAAUAACAUCAGUGACUAUAGAGUACACAUUACACAUUAAAUAACAUCAGUGACUAUAUAGUACACAUCAACAAAAACAUUAAAUAACAUCAGUGACUAUAUAGUACACAUCAACAAAAACAUUAAAUAACAUCAGUGACUAUAGAGUACACAUCAACAAAAACAUUAAAUAACAUCAGUGACUAUAGAGUACACAUUAAACAUUAAAUAACAUCAGUGACUAUAGUACACAUCAACAAAAACAUUAAAUAACAUCAGUGACCAUAGAGUACACAUUAAACAUUAAAUAACAUCUGUGACUAUAGAGGACACAUUAAACAUUAAAUAACAUCAGUGACUAUAGAGUACACAUUAA
Molecule: messenger RNA, 950 nt
Organism: Gigantopelta aegis
Lineage: Eukaryota; Metazoa; Mollusca; Gastropoda; Neomphalida; Peltospiridae
Product: universal stress protein YxiE-like
Exons: 4
Coding region: 118-597 (159 amino acids)
Source: RefSeq, a predicted model, not a curated record